AUGGUUACUGGUAGUGUACGACUGUGGUGGUGACUGGUAGUGUACGACUGUGGUGGUGACUGGUGGACAUUAUCACGGCUGAGUUGGUCCGGGAGACACGAUUAUCACUGCUGGAGUGACGUCGGGUGCUAGCGUAAUAUAACCUAGAAACAAUAACCUAAGAGAUGCUGCACGGUAGUCUUAACAGCAGCUGAGUGAAGGAACUCGUAACGAAACAGCUGAAAAGGAAAGACAAAGUUUAGCGGCGUUGAUAUUGAUGAAAUUUAACUGAAGGAAAGGUGGAGUAGGACUGGUGAGGUCGUAUAUGCCACUCUGACUUGGAAACGCCAGUAUCAACAUCAACAGGGUCACAUUGUAUCAAAAUGGAGGUGAAACAAAUGCAGUUCCUCUUCACUGGGAUCAUAUUCGUGCUAACAACGUGCAUGGGGCUGGCGCCGGUGGUGCUGAGAGGAAUGUUCUCCAAGAGGUUAAUGCCUCGAGCUGCUCUCAGGACCAGACUCCUCUCCUGUGCCUCCUGCUUCGGCGCUGGGGUCUUCAUCUUCGUUUGUUUCAUGGGUCUGCUACCUGCUGCAGAUCGUAAAUUCCACCAUUUCCUUGAGGUGCUGGGUCACACAGACGAGAGCUGGGAGGUCUUCGCAGAGUUCCCCUGGGGGUUCUUUGUCGUCACCUGUGGCUUCCUCAUCAUCUUCACUAUUGACAAACUGGUGCACGCCAUGGAGCACUCCCGCCACAGCAACAGCGCCACACACAGCCUGCUGGCCAAACAAGCGGUGAGAGCAUCCAUUGCUGUGGACACGCUCAGUGAGCGACCUCGUAGUGUAGAUGCGAACGCUGUAGAUGAUCAACACCUUCACCAUCUCUGUAGCGACCACCAAGGUGGGCACGGGGUACCUUCCUCGGUGAUCUUCCUCAUGGCCCUGGGCAUCCAUUCACUCUUCGAGGGUAUGGCCGUUGGCCUCCAGACGGAGAAAGACAAGGUGCUUGAGUUCUCCUUGGCUAUCAUGGUUCACGAGGCCCUCAUGGCUUUCACCUUCGGCAUGGAGGUAAGCAAGAGCCAUGUGUUGAGUCGAUGGAGCAAGGUGAUCUAUGUGCUGAUGUUUACCUCCACCAUCCCUCUGGGCAUAGUGGCCGGGGUGGCCCUUCAGAAUGCACCCUCAGACAACAGAGAAAUUGUUUCCGCGGUACUGGAGGCCUUUGCAACAGGUAUCUUCAUACAUGUGAUAUUCAUCGAGGUACUAGCUAAGGAGUUCCCCGCCCUUCACCACCACGAGAAAGACAUCGACCAGGAUUCCAUCACUUACUCUCCGCCUUCAGAGAUCUGCCUUAUGAUGGAGAAGGUGGCGUGCAUAUGCAGUGGCAUUCUCACCCUCGUUCUUAUCAAUGUGUUUAUGCAUGCGCACCAUUAAAUCCAACUACGUCGAUCCGAAGUGUCAGGCACAAGUGUCACGCCUACUUUUAGUGCCGUAGGCAUCAUUGAUACCACAGUCAAUACUGGCCACACGGAUGACGAGGAGUCGCUCCCAUUGUAGUAUUAAAACUGUUCGUUUGAGUAAUUAGGUUGUGAAGAAGUCAGAGUUGCCCUCAGUCACCGUGUGGACGAUAGGUCAAGUACCAUUAUGUUUCGUCCUUGUAAUAUUAUGGUCACAAUAAAGAUAUUUAAUGUAGUGAGGACCCAUAGCCUUGAAAAAGAAAAAAAGGGGGUUCAGAAAGAAGUCUUGAGUUUGCUCCUUGAGGCCGUAUGCCUAUUUUCUUCUCCCCAGACUAUAAAUGCCGAGGCAGUACCAAGAUGUACUCUUUUAUAUUUUCAAGUGUGCCAGCAUUUAUUUGGUCUUGCAAGAUGGUGACAUUAACCCAGACGUAGCGAGGCUUGGAAAUUCUCAAAUCAUUCACUCAAGUAUAAAUAAGUAUCGUAUUAUUGUAUAACCCAUACGGGUUUAGCGUUUUAUUAUAGUAUAAAUAAAUGAAUUAGUAUUUAUUUUCUUAAGGUAUAUAAAUAUGUUGCAGUAUUUCUCGAUAUUUAGUCAUUCAGAUUUAUUCAUGUAAUACUUAGACUCGCCUAAACUGUCCAUUUGUAUGAAUGAAUAAACAGUUUUGUAUGUA
This is a messenger RNA of Cherax quadricarinatus, 2100 nucleotides long. RefSeq names its product zinc transporter ZIP1. Gene Ontology annotation, cellular component: plasma membrane. The record is from RefSeq and is a predicted model, not a curated record. NCBI's taxonomy places the organism in Eukaryota, Metazoa, Arthropoda, Malacostraca, Decapoda, Parastacidae. Gene Ontology annotation, molecular function: zinc ion transmembrane transporter activity. Gene Ontology annotation, biological process: zinc ion transmembrane transport.